AUUCAUUCGCAAAAUAUUAUUUAUGAAGAAAAUACAAGACACAAGAAAAUAUGUUGAAAAUGGAGACAGUUGUAUAGGAAACUUUAGAAAAUAGUUUACAAUAAUGAAGAUUCAAUUGUCGUACGAUUCACGAAAUACUUAAAUAGCGAAGAUAAAAGGGCUGUUUUAAUAAAAGAGGAAGAGGACAAAAAGUACAACUGGUCGCGAUAAUAUUGUUGAUAGUAUUGUGUAUCGUAGACAUGGGAUCAGUUAUCGAAGAUGGAAUUGGAAUAUAUCGAAAAAGAUGACACGUUUGGAAAAAGAAUAAAAACGCUUAAGUGUAUACACCGAUUACGCAAAGAGUUAUGAAAUAAUGAAAGUGAGAGCAUGUUUCGUCCCUUCCGUAUAACUUUCUCUCACGAGUCCGCGUGUAUGCCCACUUUCUUCCUGAAAAGCGCAGCGCAAACGCACGUUUCAAGAUAGUCGAAAACGGCAAUCGAGGUGAGAGUCGAAUUCCGCAUCUCGUUUAAUCACUUUCCCUUACCGAAACUGUUGCAAACGUAUUUCUAAAAGUUUUUUUACGAGAACGUAUCGAUACGAAACAUUAUAUUCCGCUUAAGAUACUAUAUAAUUGAUAUAAUAGUAUAUGCAGUCUAGAAUUUAUUUAUGCAAUACUCUGGUCUUUCGGGUUGAUUUUUUUUUUAUUCUCCGGUGAUCUUAGAUUUUGUGGCCCCGUUACUAGAAUAGGCAACUUACUACGCAAAUAAUAUCUCCGAAGGAGCUGGUUUCACAAGUUAAGGCAAUCAGCAUUGUUCUUAUAACGUAACUUGAUUCGCCCGUCUUUUCUUCUACAUCUUUUCUCUCGUAUACUUAUAUUCUUUUUUCAUCUUUACUUCCUUUCUUAUAUUUCUCAUUAUUCAUUAUUGUAACUACUUUUCUUCCUCGUGCCGUACGGUUUGCGGCCGUGAUUUUCAAAAUAAAUAAACAAAUACAUUAGUGUUAAAAUAUCGAGUACCUUGAAAAGUAAACUUAUAACGGUAUUUAUUGUGUUCGCAGUAUGUUUUCCACGGUGGUGUUAUGUAUAAUACUACUCUUAUUGCUACUAUAUCUAGGAUCGCAGAAACCCAAAGGAUACCCUCCAGGUCCAAAAUGGUGGCCAAUUUUCGGUUGCGCCAUCGAACUGACUCGUCUUCGCAAGAAAACUGGUUACAUGUUCGAGACCUGUUUCACUUUAUGCAAGAAAUAUGGACCGGUGGUCGGUCUGAAAGUCGGCGUGGACCGUAUCGUGAUACUAAAUGAUUAUGAGAGCAUUCGAACAAUGUUCGCUAAUGAAGAUUGCGAUGGAAGACCGAUUGGUCUACUUUACGAUGUGCGAACUUCCGGUUGUAGGAGAGGAUUAAUUCUCGUGGAUGGAAAUUUGUGGAUCGAGCAAAGAAGAUUCGUGUUGAAACAUCUGCGUGACCUCGGCUUCGGUCGGCAAGACAUGGCUGUAAUAAUACAAGAAGAGUGCCGAUCGCUCGUUGAACACAUCAAAAAAUUAAUCAGCGACGAACAUAACAAUCGAAUUAACGAAUCUAAAAUGUAUUGCAAUAAUAACGAGUAUGACGAUAAACAGAUAUAUCGAUUAAUUAAAAAAGAUAAGCCGAACGAGACAGAAUUAAUGGAGAGGCAUAGAACGAGCGAAAAGCAACUAAAAGCCUCGGAUUUGUACGUAAAUGCUUACGAAUGCGUGGACAUCAAGAUGGCUCAAUCCCAUCCUGGAACGAUAAUUCCAAUGAACGACGUGUUUGGAAUUACAGUACUCAAUACUUUGUGGAGAAUGAUAGCUGGUAAAAGGUUUAAUAUCGAUGACGAGGAGCUAACUUAUUUCCAACGGAUUCUGACACAGGCUUUAACGAAAAUCGAUAUGUUAGGAGCACCGUUUGGUCAUUUUCCGCUAUUGAGAUUUAUCGCGCCAGAAAUGUCCGGUUACAAAUCGUUCGUGGAGGUUCAUCAACAACUUUGGGAGUACUUGAAGGAUGAACUGGAUAAUCAUAAGAACGACUUUGAACCAGACUCGCCGCGAGAUUUAAUGGACAUAUAUCUAGCUGUUUUGAACUCUAAAAAUUAUAACAACACGUUUUCAGAAUCUCAAUUGCUUGCCAUUUGUAUGGAUUUAUUUACAGCAGGUUCAGAAACUACGUCCAAAGGUCUUUGCUUUUGUUUUUUAUAUUUAGUGCUAUUCCCGAAAGUACAGAAAAAGGCACACGAAGAAAUAGAUAGAAUAAUUGGACGUAACAGACUUCCAACUCUAGAAGAUCGAACGAGAAUGACAUAUAUGAACGCUAUCGUCUUGGAAUCAAUGAGAUUCUUCGUAGGACGAACGUUAAAUGUCCCGCAUAGAGCCCAAAGAGAUACUACGAUAUUGGGUCAUACGAUACCAAAAAAUACGAUGCUUUUGGUAAAUUUCAAUAGAGUAUUAAUGGAUGAAUCAUGGGGUGAUCCCGAAAACUUUCGACCAGAAAGAUUUAUAGACGAAAGCGGUAAUAUUAUUACGCCGCCCACGUACUUGCCAUUUGGUUUCGGCAGACGUCGUUGUAUGGGGGAAAAUUUAGCUAGAAGCAAUACAUUUAUUAUAGCUACUACUCUGUUACAAGCAUUCACAUUUUCCACGGUACCUGGAGAAGAACCAUCGACAGAAGAUUUUGUCGAUGGAGUCACCAUUAGUCCUAAACCAUUCAGGGUAAUGGUUUCUUUAAGGACGUAAUUAAGUACGAAAGCGUUUAAAAUGAUUUCACUCAAAAGUAAUGGCAAUUUUUAAUCGACUCGAUCCUCGAUCGAAUCCUUAUACGGUUUAAUUGAUAUCAGAAAAUUAUUAUGAAAAUAAUAUCUUUGUUGAUGUAAACUUAUAACGCAGUAUAUGUAGCAAAUAGCGUACAGUAAUUACAAUAGUCCUAAGUAAGCGUAUAUUUUAAUGUUUAAAAAAUA
This is a messenger RNA of Bombus terrestris (buff-tailed bumblebee), 2946 nucleotides long. RefSeq names its product probable cytochrome P450 303a1 (gene Cyp303a1). The transcript has 9 exons. Gene Ontology annotation, cellular component: cytoplasm; intracellular membrane-bounded organelle. Lineage: Eukaryota; Metazoa; Arthropoda; Insecta; Hymenoptera; Apidae. Gene Ontology annotation, biological process: xenobiotic metabolic process. The coding region runs from base 1037 to 2725 and encodes 562 amino acids. The record is from RefSeq and is a predicted model, not a curated record. Gene Ontology annotation, molecular function: iron ion binding; heme binding; oxidoreductase activity, acting on paired donors, with incorporation or reduction of molecular oxygen, reduced flavin or flavoprotein as one donor, and incorporation of one atom of oxygen.